UUCAUCAGUGAUCGGAAAAUAAUCGAAGAGUUCGGUAACUGUGUGAUCGUGUAAUAAUCGGUGUAACGGCAACAGACCUAACAGCGCUAUACACAACCUGAUUUGCAUAUUAAGUUCAAGAUGAGACUGACGGAUUCUAGUUUUGAGUACGAGGACGAGGAGUAUAAGUAUAUCACAGUGUUCGACGAUGAUGAUGAAGAUGAAUCUGGCGAGUUCAGAACGAAGUACUUCAGGAUGAUAAAGCCUGACAGUGAAAACGGUGACCUGUGUUUCGGGUGUGGUGACCUGAUCGCUGACCGGUUCCUGCUGAGGGUGGAUGGUCAGUCCUGGCACAUGUCAUGUCUCCGCUGCUGUAUAUGUCAGACCAAUCUGGAGCGCCAGACCUCGUGCUACAUCAAGGAGGGACACAUCUACUGCCGGACAGACUACACAAGGUCAGGAGAGUUCGGAGUGAAGUGUGCUAAGUGCUUCCGGUCAAUCCAAGCCAACGAUUGGGUUAGACGAGCACGUGACCACGUGUUUCAUCUCGCAUGUUUUGCGUGCGACAACUGUAAGCGCCAGCUAUCGACGGGGGAGGAGUUCGCGAUACAGGAGGGGAAGGUACUCUGCAAGACACAUUACGUGGAAACUCUCGAAGGUGGUCCGAGAAAAGAUUCAGAAGGUAGUCAGAAGUCGAAGACGAAAAGAGUUCGCACUACGUUUACGGAGGAUCAGGUACAGGUUCUCCAGGCUAACUUCCAUCUCGACAGUAACCCGGAUGGACAAGAUCUCGAGAGAAUCGCCCAGAUCACGGGAUUGUCUAAGCGCGUGACGCAAGUGUGGUUCCAGAAUUCCAGAGCGAGACAAAAGAAACAACAGCAACAACAAACACAGAGCGGCAACACGAGUCCGUCCUCACUCUCCUCGCCGUCUAAACUAUCUAGUCCCUCCAAUUGGUACAUCGGUUCCGAGAGCCCUAUGAGUGAAGACAGUCCGUCAUUUUCAGACUGACAUUUGAAUGAACACUGACGACGGUUGUGUGAAACUGAUAAUUUUGUGAUUUGUGCAGUUAUGGAACAAACAAUUUCAUUGGAUAAUUCUGGUAAUCACGUGAUGUGCAUAUCAGUGUCGUAACCAAUGUUGUGUGACCAUUUGUAACAUUUACUCGUGCUAUUAACGGACUGCUAUAUGAACGCUCUAUGUUCAUGUUCACGUUGAACAAAUGUAUGUGUUAUUGUUCAACCUUUUUGUGUAUGUUCUCGUUCAUACGUUACGACGGUGUUCAUAGUGUUCUCGCGGUGCAUUUUAUCUCUGGUAUCAGACAUGGACAAUUGAACACUAAGAAUUGAACGUUUAUGAAUGAAUCUACAAACACCAGCAAUUUGGUGCAUCUGUAGGGUUGAUUAUCACAGUUGAUUUUACAGAAUAUUAAUAUGUACAGUAUAUUUUAUUGUAUAAAUACCGGUUUUUGUUGUUUGUUUUUAAUGUAAAGUUAUACACAAUGAAAUAUAACUAUAAUUAUAACCUGGUGUUGUUUUUGCUUUUGUCUAUUUUGUUCGUUACUUUUCUUUGCAUUGAACUUAGGAGUUGUGGUUUGUGUUACUUGU
Mizuhopecten yessoensis (Yesso scallop) is the source of this 1586-nucleotide messenger RNA. Its product is annotated as LIM/homeobox protein Awh-like. Gene Ontology annotation, cellular component: nucleus. The transcript is spliced from 5 exons. NCBI's taxonomy places the organism in Eukaryota, Metazoa, Mollusca, Bivalvia, Pectinida, Pectinidae. The record is from RefSeq and is a predicted model, not a curated record. Bases 121 to 990 code for a protein of 289 amino acids. Gene Ontology annotation, biological process: neuron differentiation; regulation of transcription by RNA polymerase II. Gene Ontology annotation, molecular function: DNA-binding transcription factor activity, RNA polymerase II-specific; RNA polymerase II transcription regulatory region sequence-specific DNA binding.